UUCCCAUCCACCAGUCUCACCAGGUAGGUACCUUCCUUCGGUACCUCAGCCUUAGCCUCAGUUUCAGCCUCAUCAACAUCCCACCUUAGACUUCGACCACACACCUUACGUCAAGCUCGCCUAGAAUUCUUCAAAACGGCUUCUCAUCUCGGGUCACCUUGCCACUUCAAGGCCCAGUCCCAGAUGAAUGCAGUCCCGUUUAUUUGCCCGCUCAACAGGUGAGCUGAGCCCGGACGGCUUUGCGCAAGCGACCACCUCGGGGCUCAUCCGAUCCUUUGCCGCCGCUCCACAGCAUCGGUUCGACGGUGAAGGAGCUGAACCCGAAGAAGAGGGCCGACAUGUGAAUCUUUGGGCUCACCGCAUUGGUGUCAACGCACUGGCCUUGGAUAAGUUUGAUGGUCGUUUACUUCUUUCUGGCGGCGCAGACGGAUCUGUGAAGCUCUGGGACCUUCAUCAAGAGAGCAAUCCUCACAAAUCUCACAUCUUUCAACCCAUUGCCAACAUUGCCCGGUCUAUUGGAGAUGAGACAAACACCCACAAACACGGCAUUACUCAUCUUGAUUUCUACCCUUUCGACAACGAGGCCUUUCUCUCCAGUUCCUUUGACCGCUCGCUCAAGCUAUGGUCUACUCAACGCAUGACUGUAUCCGCCAAUUUCGAUCUCAAUGCCAAUAUCUACACCCAUGCCACCAGCCCCAUUGCCAAUCAUCUCUUGGUGGCCUGCGCGACCCAGCAUUCAUCUGUUCGCCUGGUCGACCUCAGGUCAGGAACGUCGAUUCGCUCGCUGGUAGCACACGGGGGCGCUGUUUUAUCGGCAGCCUGGAGUCCUCGUCAGGAGCAUGCUCUUGCAACCGGACAUGUCGACGGGAAAGUCCGCGUCUGGGACAUACGGCGCGCCUCUGGCUUGGUCGGCCAGCUCGAUCAGGAGGAUAGCCUUGGUAUUGUACACCGCUUCGACCAUGCCAUGGCUUCUGGCCUUGAUUGGAAGCGUAUGCCUCAUUUCCGCAACUCAGCUCGAGCUCACAAUGAGGGUGUCAACGGCUUGACCUGGACCGACGAUGGCAAGUACAUCGUCUCAGCCGGCUUGGAUUGUCGAAUCCGUGUAUGGGAUGCUGCUACUGGCGCGAAUACGCUAGCUAGUUUUGGCUCCCUGAUACAGAAUCAACAGCCAAAGACCGUCAACAUGUUUGUGACGCCCGCUCGUCUGGCCCCAUCACGUCGGGAUCUCCUAUUUUAUCCCAACGAGCAAGAGAUCCUGGUCAUGGACCUACACGAAGGCACCUUGGUAACGCGCCUACGAGUUCCUGGACCUCAUGCAGCGGCCGUGUAUCAAAAUAAUGGCUUAAAUGUCAAGAAUCGCACAAUGAGUAUGGUGUGGCGUGGUAGUGGUGGUUCCGGUUUACAAAAGGGGCCUAUCAUGGGAGGCGGGAGCUCUUUUGGUGCCGUCUACACGGCUCACUUGGACGGCCAGAUUCGGUCCUGGAUGCCCCGGCUGCCUGAGCCUGAAGACGACGAUGACACCCCGGAUCCCCAGGAUGCCAAUGAGGAGGAAAGAAGUCGCAAGCGCAAGGCACUAGAUGACGCCUUUAGGAGUCUCAUGGGCAAGCAGAUUACGUUUAGUUGACGCCGUCUGGCUUUGACGCCUCGUUGGUUCGUCCAUCCCAUUCAACCCCAAUUUUAGACAAGAGAAGGGACUCCAGAGUCUCGUAUUCGCCAUGGCCGAUAGCGAUAGCACUCAUGUCCAGGUGUCUACCGAAGGCCGUGUAGCUUGUAUUUCUGAACCACUCUAGGCGCAUCGGCAUCGGCAUCCGCCCUCUGCUGAGAGGCCUACUGGGUGGCUUACUGGGAGGCUGAAACUCGUCAUCACGUAGCCGCGAUUCGUAGCUCCUAGGGCUCUCCCAUGCGUGUCAACUCGGACUUUGACAUGCGAGAAAGGGGGGUGAGCCGACGACUUGUCAAAGCCAAAGGCCACCUCCUCAAAGGACUUACCUCUCUCUCAGCAGUGGGAAUGUUACAUUUUGUUUAGCCCUGCUGUUCAGCUUCGUGGUAGAUUACUUGGCAAUCAUGCUCGACACAAUACUCGUCGCGGCCUUGUGCUGAGGACAAGUCGAUAAUCGAAAGUAGCGGGCCUAGUUGCACCCUCCGAGUUGCCGACAUCAGUACCAUCGGCACUUCGUGCCUGCCGCGGCUACCAUCGUAUUAUUACUACACAGUCGCCCUGUGGGGAUCACUCGGAUCAUCACCGCCCAGAUGUCCAUGCAUCAAUAGCACCGCGCACCCCUCAAUCAAUCCAUUGAACCAUAGGAACACUCUGUGUAGUGCUGUUACAUCGCUUCAGCUACCUCACAUUGCAAGUAUCCGUACAGGGCUGGAACAGGUCCAUUUCACCCUUUCGCUGCCCUCUUCUCCUCCGUCAUUCGCCCGGCACUAGAGGCUCCCGACCUAACCUACCCCCGGCCAGCCCGGACCACACCGGAAGGCUUCCCCGUCGCUCCUUUUUCGACCUCCUGCAUUAGCUCCCGCGCCGUCCCAGCAUCAUGGUUCUUAGAACGCAUCUUACUCGCCGUGGAGGGGGAAGGCCUCUCGCUCACGCAACCAGAUUUGUAGGACCGUGCAAUUAAGCUCUUUUCUUCUUGGGGCGGGCUCAGGUGUGCAUCAAGACGGGCAAAUUAGCAAGACCCUCAGAUGCGGCAGGGGUUGGUGAACCAUCAGAGAUCGGUCGGUGGUCAGUGGUUAUGAGCGAACCAGAACACCACCAUCGUCGGAUCGGAACCUGGG
Messenger RNA from Colletotrichum scovillei, 2778 nucleotides. Its product is annotated as WD repeat domain-containing protein. The coding region runs from base 188 to 1624 and encodes 478 amino acids. Gene Ontology annotation, molecular function: protein binding. NCBI's taxonomy places the organism in Eukaryota, Fungi, Ascomycota, Sordariomycetes, Glomerellales, Glomerellaceae. The transcript is spliced from 2 exons. Gene Ontology annotation, cellular component: Cul4A-RING E3 ubiquitin ligase complex; nucleotide-excision repair complex. Gene Ontology annotation, biological process: proteasome-mediated ubiquitin-dependent protein catabolic process; transcription-coupled nucleotide-excision repair; protein polyubiquitination. The record is from RefSeq and is a predicted model, not a curated record.